UGAAUCAAAUAUAUCGAUAGAUGCUUCCUUCUACAUGCGGCUCUGAAACAUAAUGUUUUUUCUCUUCUUGAGGAAAAUCACACAACAAUCAUCACCAUUUCCAUGGAUCCAGCUCCUCAGAAAACUCCGUCUCUCCACUUUCCGACGUUUUCCCACCUCCCAAGCACCCCAAUUCCUCUUCCCAUCACCAAUACUCCAACAAUUCCUGCCCACAACGAUGACAAGACACUUGAACACAUACCAACACCCCGAGAUUCGCCGCAGUGUUGAGCAUUUCAACGUUUUGAUUGAUGGGUAUUGCAGAAAUGGAGAGAUAAGCCGUGCGGUGGAGCUUCUGGAGGGAAUGAAGACUGAGGGCCCAGCUCCAGACAUCGUGACAUACAACACUCUGAUGAACGGGUUCUGCAAAAUUGGCGAUUUAUUCACUGCCAAGAAACUCAUGGGUGAGAUUUCGUUGGUGAAUUUGGAACCUAACGUUAUUACUUACACUACAUUGAUUGAUGCUUAUUGUAAGAGUCAGUGUCUCGAAGAUGCACUCUAUAUGUAUGAUGAAAUGACUGUGAAAAGUUUGGUGCCUGACGUGGUUACUUAUACUUGUAUUAUGAACGGGCUUUGCAAGAGUGGGAAGGUCGAGGAGGCGAAAUCGGUUUUUAGGGAGAUGGAAGAGGUGGGUGUGGUCCCGAAUCGUUUUUCAUACGCAACUCUCAUUGAUUCGCUCUUUAAGGAGGGGAAUGUGGCCGAAGCAUUUGUGCUUCAAGGUCGAAUGGUUGUUCGGGGAAUUGGGUUUGAUGUGGUUGUGUAUACUGCAUUGAUGGAUGGGCUUUUUAAGGCUGGGAUGGCCAAUAAUGCUGAGGAUAUGUUUCAGGUGCUUUUGGAGGAGAGUCUAGUUCCGAAUUGUGUUACAUAUUCUGCCUUGAUUGAUGGGCAUUGCAAGUUGGGAGAUGUGAAUAAGGGGGAGUUACUGUUGCAAGAAAUGGAGGAGAAACACAUUUUUCCGAAUGUCAUUGUUUAUUCUUCUAUAGUUGAUGGGUACACCAAGAAGGGGCUGCUUAAUGAAGCCAUGGAUGUCAUGAGAAAGAUGGUGCAGAGAAAUAUUUUGCCAAAUGUUUUUGUUUAUGGUACAUUAAUAGAUGGAUAUUUCAAAGCAGAUCAACGAGGAAUUGCCCUUGAUCUAUUUAAGGAAAUGAAGUCAAGAGGAUUGGAGGAGAACAAUUUUGUAAUUGAUUCUUUUGUGAAUAACUUAAAGAGAAGUGGAAGGAUGGAGGAAGCUGAUGAGUUAUUUAAGGAUAUGAUGUCAAGGGGCUUGCUACCUGAUCGUGUUAACUACACUUCUAUGAUGGAUGGCUUCUUCAAAGCGGGAAAAGAGUCGGAUGCUUUUAACAUUGCCCAAGAAAUGACAGAGAAAAGUUCUGGUUUUGAUGUUGUUGCCUAUAAUGUCUUAAUAAAUGGUCUGUUUAAGCUUGGAAAGUAUGAAUCAGAAUCAUUUCAUACUGGAAUGAGACAGUUGGGUUUGGCUCCAGACUCUGCUACAUUCAACACCAUGAUCAAUGCAUACUGCAAAGAGGGAAACUUAGGGAAUGCUUUAAAACUCUUGAAUGAGAUGAAGAGCUAUGGGUUGAAGCCCAAUUCAAUCACUUGUAACAUUCUGGUGCAAAGGCUUUGUGCAGCUGGCGAGAUUGAGAAAACAAUGGAUUUGUUGAAUGAUAUGUUGGUUAUGGGGUUUCACCCUACUCCAACUACUCACAAAGCUGUCCUUGAUGCAUCUUCAAAGAGUAGAAGGGCUGAUGUGAUUUUGCAUAUGCAUGAUCAACUUGUAGGGAUGGGGGUUAAACUCGAUCUGUCAACUUAUAACACUCUUAUUAGUACCUUUUGUAGGUUGGGAAUGAUCAGGAGAGCCACUUUAGUAUUCAAAGAUAUGAUGGGAAAAGGCAUUUUAGCAGAUAUUAUUACUUAUAAUGCCCUUAUACAUGGAUAUUGCAUAAGCAGCCAUUUGAAGAAAGCUUUUGCUGUGCAUUCUCAAAUGUUGACUGAAGGAGUUUCUCCAAAUGUUGAAACAUACAAUAUCCUUUUAGGGGGCCUCUCAGCUGCUCGGUUGAUUAAAGAGGCGGCUGGACUAGUUAAUCAAAUGAAGGAAAGGGGCUUGGUCCCUAAUGCUACUACUUAUGAUAUUUUAGUUUCUGGCCAUGGUAAGAUUGGAAAUAUGAAGGAAUGUGUAAAACUUUACUGUGAAAUGAUUACCAAAGGCUUUGUUCCCAAAACUAGAACCUAUAAUGUGCUUAUCAGUUGUUUUGCCAAAGGGAAAAAGAUGAGUCAGGCUAAAGAACUCAUGCAAGAGAUGCAAGUGAGAGGGAUCCCACCUAAUUCUUCGACUUAUGACAUUCUAAUCUGUGGAUGGUACAAACUAUCUAAGCAGCCAGAGCUGAACAAGUCAUUAAAACGAUCAUACCAGGCUGAAGCAAAAAGAUUAUUUGAAGAGAUGAAUGAGAAAGGGUUUAUACCAUGUGAAAAUACCCUUGCUUGUAUCAGUUUUACCCUUGCAAAACCAGGAAAGAAGGCUGAUGCUCAGAGGAUUUUAAACAAACUGUACAAGAAAAAGGUUAAAUGAUAGUUGGGUGAAAAGCAAGGACAAAAACUAGUGCUAUGGGAAAGCAAGCCUCUGUUGUGGUGGAAUGCUCUACUUUAUUGUAGCCUGCAGCUCGCCAAAUACUUCAUUGGAGAUUAUACUCUUAAAUGCUCCAUGUAUGGAAGUUAUUUCUUUUUCUGACUGGGCAGACAGUCCAAGAGCUUCUGGCUGGAGUAUUGUGGGAAAGCAGGGAGAGAAAGGGCAAGCCUGGACAUAAAAGACAUGAUGUUGAAGAGGAAGAGGAGCACAUGGUUGUGAGUCCAUUGCUAGAAACCUGAGGCUCAACAUGUACAAUGAGCCCAUGGACCCUAACAGUGAUGACAACAAUGAGAGGUUUAGUCCCCAGGCUAUGAAGAAACAGGCAAUGAUUUAAAUAGACAUUCAAGAGGCCUGAGAGCUGCUUAAGAGCUUUGCAUAUGUGGGCGGUCCCUUGAGGAAAUGCCUUACAGAGACUUGAUGCUGCCUUCAAAUGGGUGACUGGCAUCUACCAUGUUCCAACAAAUAUUGCUGGCUCCUCCAUGAAUACAGGAUCAUUCAUGAAUUGAUGAACCAUCUUAAAGAAGUGGAAAGCAAGGACAGACAUGCCAGAUUUGAAAAGAAGCAGAUUGUACAAAGGUCUGGGCUAGAUGAAGGUGAUUGUCCGGAUGGAUGAUGUGAAAUAGGAUGGCAUAUUACCCCAGAAGCUUAAUGCUAUCGACAAAAACCUGUUUCAGGAAACGUUUAUUCUGGUCUCGUAUGCUGGUACACUGUCCUGCAACGAACCGAUUUCAGUUGAUUGUGGCAUCAAGGGGUUCACUGUAGAAGGUAUACGUAUAUAAGUUUGUAAACCAUGAACCUCUUAAGGGCAUGUUUGGUUGUGAGAAAGUAAUAGGGAAAGGGAAAAAUAUGUCAAAGAAAA
Molecule: messenger RNA, 3521 nt
Organism: Vitis vinifera (wine grape)
Lineage: Eukaryota; Viridiplantae; Streptophyta; Magnoliopsida; Vitales; Vitaceae
Product: pentatricopeptide repeat-containing protein At5g14770, mitochondrial
Exons: 4
Coding region: 53-2605 (850 amino acids)
Molecular function (GO): protein binding
Source: RefSeq, a predicted model, not a curated record